Messenger RNA from Balaenoptera acutorostrata (minke whale), 5264 nucleotides. RefSeq names its product basic, immunoglobulin-like variable motif containing (gene BIVM). Gene Ontology annotation, molecular function: single-stranded DNA binding; DNA endonuclease activity. Gene Ontology annotation, cellular component: nucleus. Bases 2338 to 3852 code for a protein of 504 amino acids. The record is from RefSeq and is a predicted model, not a curated record. Gene Ontology annotation, biological process: nucleotide-excision repair. The transcript is spliced from 10 exons. Lineage: Eukaryota; Metazoa; Chordata; Mammalia; Artiodactyla; Balaenopteridae.
AUGAAGAGAUAACAGGGCAGGGCCUGGAACAUUUCUGUCUCCCCCGCAUCAGACUAGCCCCCUCAGGCUUUGUCCACUGCACCUCACCAUGACCACAUGCUCUGUUUCAUGCCCCACCCUACUGCAACCCACCCACGCAACCCCAAUGCCAGAAAUAAGACCUCCCUCUAUCCACCACUCUGGCUUUUAGUGAAAGGCAUGAGGGUAACAGAAAAGAAGUAGAAAAUGCUUUGCUAACAGGGAACUAUAUUCAAUAUCCUGUGAUAAACAAUAAUGGAAAAGAAUAUGAAAAAGGAUAUAAAUGUAUAUAUCUAUCUGAGUCACUCUGCUGUACAGUAGAAAUGAACACAACAUUAUAAAUCAAGUAUACUUCAAUAAAAUUAAAAAAAAAAAAAGAAAAUGCUUUGCUAGGACAUCUGCUAAGAAUCAGAGAAGCCCAGAGUUUGACCUGUACAAACGGAGCUUCUCUUCGAAUCUUCUUCCACCAUCACCAUCACAUCCAGAAAUGAGGAAGAAGGAGAAAGCAUCAAAGCUUCCUGUCUAGAGAUCUAUGCUACCUACUCCUUGACCAAAAAGCAAAGGAAAGUUUCCAAAGUGAAACCAGUAAAGGUUCCAUGUUUGGUGGUGAAGCGCCCACCAAGCCAGCCCUACUCCUGCAAAUAACUAUAAACUCUGCACAGAGUCCUAAAAAAAUCACUGCCUGAAGGUUUGACUAGAGAGGAAGCAUUCCUUCAAAAGAAAGAAAAUAAAAUCUUUCCUAGGACAGGCGGAGGCCUCCUUGUAUGGAGCUCUGGUCCAUAAAUUCCACGAAGGACAUGCAGUACCUUUACUGGUUUCUCCUCACAGACUCCAGGUCUCUUGUGGGAAUCAUCUUCUAUUAUUUCUUAUUGCCAUAGUCAUAGGUUUUUGUUAUUCAGUGUUUGUAGGAUGGGUUUUAUAUAAUCAUUUUCCUGUAACCUGGGAAAAUGAUUCUCACUUCUGAAUUUUUAAGUAAGCGAAUGGGCAGAGAGAUUAACUGGUCAAAGUCAAACUGGUCACCCAGGGUGGGUUUUAUCUAUUAAGUGUCACUCCAUCGUGGGAGCCCUGGGAAGUGGGCUCACUCUGCUCGGCACCUGCUUCAGGGGGUCUCCCACACCACCUAUUAUGGUUUGAUUCACCAGGAUCUUCCUUUUGUAUAAAUCUUCAGCUUCCUCAAAUGCCCUUGGUUGCUAUUAAACUUUUCUUUGUUUACUUCCCCAAAGGCAUCAGUGUACACUUGAAACUCAGUUUUUCCUGAGACUGAUCAGAAGUUAAUUACUACUAGCUAUAACUUGAUUGUGGUGAUGCAUGCACAGCUUUAUUGAGAUAUAAUUCAUACACCAUGCAAUUCACCUAUGUAAAGUGUACAGUUCAAUGGCUUUCAGUAUAUUCACAAAGUUGUGCAUUCAUCAUCACAGUCAGUUAGAGAAUAUUUUCAUUACUCCAAAAAGAAACCCCAUCACUCCCAAUCCCUUUUUACCUCCCAGCCCUAGGUAAUCACUAAUCUAAUUUUUGUCCCUAUAGAUUUGCCUAUUCUGAACAUUUCAUGGAACUGGAAUUAAACACUUUCUGGUCCUUUGUAACUGGGUUCUUUCACUCAGCAUAAUGCUUUCAAGGUUCAUCCAUGUUGUAACAUGGAUCAGUACUUCAUUUCUUCUUAUUGCUCAAUAACGUCCCAUUGUAUGGAUAGACUACAUCUUAUUUAUCCAGUCAUCUAUUGAUGGACAUUGGGUUGUUCCCAUUUUUUAGCUAUUCUGAGUAGUGCUGCUAUGAACAUUUUGUGGACAUAUGUCUUCAUUUCUCUUAGAUAUAUUCCUAGGAGUGAAAUUGCUGGAUCAUGUGGUAACUCUACGUAUAAUGUUCAAGGACCUGUUUUCCAAAAUCACUGGACAAUUUUGCAUUCCCACCAGCAGUGUAAGAGGGUUCCAAUUUCUCCACAUCCUGUUCGAUCCUUAUUGUUAAUCUGUUUGAUUCGAGUCACCCUGGUCAAUGUGAGGUGGUAUCUUAUUGUGGUUUUGGACUGCAUUUCCAUGAUGGCUAUUGAUGCCAAACAUCUUUUUAUGUGCUUCUUGACUAUUUCUACACCGUCUUUGGAGAAAUGACUCUUCAGAUAUAUUGCCCAUCUUUAAAUUGAGUUACUUGUCUUUUUUAUUAUCCUAAAGCAUCGUUUAAAAAUAAUUUUUAACAAGACAGAUGGAGCCCAUUUUUGCAGCGCUCACGUUUUUGUAGAAUGCUGUAAACAAUUGUCACAGCUGUUUUUCAAGAAAUAGAAAGAGUUGCAACCUCUUCCUCAGAACAGAACUUUUAUAGUUGCAUUCAAUGCCUAACGUUGCAGAAGCAGAAAGGACAAAUGAUUCUGGAAAUGGUGAGUGCAAAUCUGAGAGAAGGUCUCCCGAAGAGAAUCUACAAGGUGCCGUACAAUCUUUCUGCACUCGUGCCUCGGGAGAACCCUUGGGUCCCAAAGGAGAUGGUCAUUAUCCAUGGAGCUGUCCAGUGACCCACACUCGGGAGAAAAUUUAUGCCAUCUGUUCAGACUAUGCCUUUCUCAACCAGGCGACCUCAAUCUACAAAACUCCAAAUCCAACCCGCUCUUCUUGCCUCCCCAAUAGUACCUCUUUAUCUGCUGGAAAUAAUUCCUCAGGUUACAUUGGCAUCCCGACCAGUACAUCGGAAAUCAUCUACAAUGAAGAAAAUAGCUUGGAAAACUUAUCCAACAGCCUGGGCAAGCUACCUCUUGCGUGGGAAAUUGACAAAUCUGAAUUUGAUGGAGUGACCACGAAUUUGAAACACAAAUCAGGCAAUGGAAAGAAGCAAAUUUCCAAGAAAAAAACUUCAGACAAGAAAGGAAGAAGACAUCAAAGGGAGUGGCCUCAGUAUUCUCCUCUUGAAGAUAUUAAGCAGCGGAAAGUAUUAGACCUCAGACGAUGGUACUGCAUAAGCCGACCACAGUAUAAGACUUCUUGUGGUAUCUCCUCAUUAAUUUCUUGUUGGAAUUUCUUAUAUAGCACAAUGGGAGCUGGAAGUCUUCCAGCUAUCACCCAAGAAGAAGCUUUACAUAUUUUGGGUUUUCAACCCCCGUUUGAGGAUAUUAGGUUCGGCCCUUUCACCGGAAAUACGACACUUAUGAGAUGGUUUAGACAAAUUAACGACCACUUCCACGUAAAAGGAUGCUCGUAUGUUCUAUAUAAGCCUCAUGGGAAGAAUAAAACAGCUGGAGAAACUGCUUCCGGGGCCUUGUCGAAGUUAACUCACGGAUUGAAAGAUGAAUCGUUAGCUUAUAUCUACCAUUGCCAAAAUCAUUAUUUUUGUCCAAUUGGCUUUGAAGCAACCCCUGUUAAAGCUAAUAAAGCAUUCAGCAGGGGCCCCCUCUCACCACAAGAAGUAGAAUAUUGGAUCUUAAUUGGAGAAUCAAGUAGAAAACAUCCUGCUAUUCACUGCAAAAAGUGGGCAGAUAUUGUUACUGAUCUAAACACUCAAAAUCCAGAAUAUCUAGAUAUCCGGCACUUAGAGAGGGGGCUGCAGUAUCGAAAAACAAAGAAGGUUGGAGGAAAUUUGCAUUGCAUCAUAGCAUUCCAGAGACUUAACUGGCAAAGAUUUGGCCUUUGGAACUUUCCAUUUGGAACCAUUAGGCAAGAAUCACAACCUUCAACACAUGCCCAGGGAAUUGCCAAAUCUGAGAGUGAGGACAAUAUCUCCAAGAAGCAGCACGGGCGUCUGGGCCGGUCUUUUAGUGCUAGUUUCCAUCAGGACUCGACAUGGAAAAAGAUGUCAAGUAUCCAUGAGAGAAGGAACAGUGGUUACCAGGGUUACAGUGAUUACGAUGGGAAUGACUGACCAUGCUGCGUACUGACGACUUGUGUUAUUCUCGCAGCUGGUCUAUACGGGACUGCAUUAAGGCAGUACAAGAUUUUAAGUCUGUAUUAAAUAGGAACAUAUCUUGUGGUACAACACAUAACCUUGUAGUUUCUCCAGUAAAUAAGCUUGUAUAUGAUUAUGAUGGGUGAUUUCAGAUAUAUAAACAGAUAAGCACAGAUUUUUUUUUUUGUCCUUUUAAAAGUUAAGAGUAUAUAAACAUUCUGGACAGUUUCACAAAGUCCAAUAAAAUUACACAAAACAAAUCAAACACAAUUUCACUCAAUAGCAUCACGAUUUGAAAUACUUACGCAUGAAGUGAUUUCUUAUGACUUGACCCCCCCAGAUAUUUGUUGCAGUUUUGUUCCCAAGCUCAAAAUGUAAGGUACUAACUAUCUGCCCAAAAAAAUUGGGGCUGUUGAUUUCUAGUUUUUCUCUAGUGGUUAAAGCUCAUUUAAGAUGACUUAGUGAGUUUAGAAAUUCUUUUACUUGUAGCGGUAUCUUGCCUGCCUCAUUUUUUUCCUGAUCAACUUUCUCAGGAUUCUCAAUAAAGAGGCAAAAGAGAAAAGACUGAAGAUACUGAUCUUUUCUAUUGGUGCAGAUGGGUGACUUAGUGCAUCGAUUCAGGUACUCUUGACUUUCUUGGUAUGUUACUGUCAAAUACUGACAAGAACUUUAGGUCUUGAAAGACUCAUAAGUCUACAAUAAACCUUGCUUAGGGAUAGAGUAAAAGAACAAGUGGCAUCUGAAGUUUCUAUACCCAAGGUAACCUGUGAGAUGAGAUCUGAUAUUUGACUGGUCCCCCAAUAUGGAGUCACAUGUUGACAACGGCAUUAAGGAUGCGUUAGGAAUGCCCCAUCACUCAGAGGGCAACUAUCCGUAUUCCAGAGAGCUCUUUCCUUUUUAAAAACAUGUAGACAAUUAGCUGCUUGAAGUGAGUGUGAAAUAGUUCAGAAAGUGUGGAUUUCAUGUAUUUGAGCUCCUCUCCAGUUGCUGUCAGUUUUUCUUCUGCUGCCAACCUGUGACUCACAAACAACUAGGAUUUCUUGUUCUUUCAUUUCAGGGGCUGUUCUGGGACUCAAAUCAGUAACUUGAUUAUUACAAGGUGCUGAAUAUGCUGGUAACCAUAUCGCAAUACACCUCAAGGAGAAGGUUCAGAUUUUUAUUUUUAAAAUAUUUUCAUUUUCUUCUCUUUUGAAUUUUAUAUCCAUUUAUCCACCCAGACAUGCCUAGCCUACAGAAGGGGAUAUAUAUUAUGAAAUGGGCAUUUUUCUGAAGAGAAUAUUUUGCUUGAAAUGCAAAGGACUGAAAGAUUUGUAGGUUGUUGAUUUUGUUACUUCAUACUGGAACUUUUAAGAAGUUUUCAUCAAUAAAGUUUUGUUUUCUACUUUUAA